AUGACAUUACAGUAGAGGGUAUUGUACAACAUUUCAAUAAGUGGGUGAAGUACCAGAAGUUAGACUAUUGACGAAUAAGGUGAGAGACGACGGUAAAUGGCAAGCAAAAUCAAAGGGAGCGGCAUUUUUGGAAUGGAACACAGUAGAUGCACUCCAGAAAGCUCUCAAAUAUCACCACACCCAUCUCGGAAAACGCAGCAUAAAUGUAGAGUUAAGCGCAGGCGGUGGUGGUAAAUCCCAAAACAGAAUGCAAAAGAUAAGUGCACGCAAUAAGGAUCUCGAUGUUCAAAGGUCAAAAAUAUAUAAUAAGAAGAUUGGCCCAGCGAAGGAAGCUCACAAAGCUGAAAUGGCAGAGAAGGGUGGUAAAGCUAGAGAUUCGACGACCUCAGGUGCAGCACCAAAACCUAAACCAGCACCUGCGUACAAAGCACAAGCACAAGCACAGAAUGUUCCUUCCAAGAGCACCUACAAGCCUUCAGGUGCUAACAACAUUCCACUCGGAUAAAUUAAUAGAAUUUGUUUUAUACAAUGCAUUCGUUAUUUAUUUAGAAA
Molecule: messenger RNA, 552 nt
Organism: Wallemia mellicola CBS 633.66
Lineage: Eukaryota; Fungi; Basidiomycota; Wallemiomycetes; Wallemiales; Wallemiaceae
Exons: 2
Source: RefSeq, a predicted model, not a curated record